Molecule: messenger RNA, 740 nt
Organism: Lolium rigidum
Lineage: Eukaryota; Viridiplantae; Streptophyta; Magnoliopsida; Poales; Poaceae
Product: GDSL esterase/lipase At5g45910-like
Exons: 3
Coding region: 1-654 (217 amino acids)
Molecular function (GO): hydrolase activity, acting on ester bonds
Source: RefSeq, a predicted model, not a curated record
AUGUACAUCUGCUCUGCAGAGUGCAAGGAGUUCUUCGGCAGAUCCCUCUUCUUCGUGGGCGAAUUCGGGGUCAACGACUACCACUUCUCGUUCCUCGCCAAGAGCGUGCAAGAGGUCAUGGCCUUUGUUCCGGAUGUCAUCGGUACCAUCUCCACGGCCAUCGAGAGGCUGAUCAAGCACGGGGCGACGAGCUUCGUGGUUCCCGGAACGAUCCCCUCAGGAUGCGUGCCGCCAAUUCUCGCCAUGUUUGCCGACAAGGACCCAACGGCAUACAACUCCACCACCGGUUGCCUGGAAGAUUACAACAAAUUAGGGAUGCACCAUAACUUGCUGCUACAGGAGGCCCUAGACAAGCUCCGGGGCAGGCACCCGAACACCACGAUCGUCUACGCUGACCUCUAUGGCCCCAUCAUGGAGAUGGUCGAGUCGCCUCGCAAGUUUGGGUUCGAAGAAGAUGUUCUUACCAUCUGUUGCGGAGGCCCAGGGACACUUUUCUGUGGCGACGAAGGUUCGUACCUAUGCGAGAAACCGUCUGCUCGUCUGUUCUGGGAUGGCGUUCACUUGACGGAGGCGGCUUACCGCUACAUCGCCGAUGACUGGCUGGUCAGCAUAGGCUCCCCUACAAGAGAAAGCAGCUAUCAGUCAGUAAGAUGACAGAAGCUGCUCGGAUUCAUGGAUUGAUGGCUAUGUGGAGCCUGGACUGUCUGCAACACUACGUCAAGGAACCGAGGAAUGCCGCC